ACUUUUCAUUCCAUGAAGAAGACAACCGUUCGGUUCGCUGACUUAAACUAAAACAGGCUUUCUCAAGUAAAAUGUCAGACAGCGAAUUCCUAAAGAAAAUGUUGAGGGCUGUCCUCCAGUCUAGCAAGACUGGUGUGCCUGUCAAUAAACUCCAGUCAGAGUAUCGCUCACUGUGUGGAGAGUUCAUCCCGCUGAGAAAGCUGGGCUUCUCAAAGCUGGAGGACUACUUACAAAGCAUUCCCUCUGUGGUGAAGCUGGAGAACCGCAUGGGAGAGCUUAGAUGCUUUGCUGCUGUGUGUGAAGAAACGGCUCACAUUGCUGAGCUGGUCGCCAGACAGAGGAGCUCAAAGAAAUCCGGGCACUCCCAGGUUGUCAACUGCAAGAUGAGAUACAAACCCUUCAACCCCUACAUGCUUAAUGUGAACCCAAGGUUGUCUCUCCGCCAGCCGUCUGCUGGAAAAUAUUCUAACUGGACAGCAAACCGUUUUGGGCCCCAUGGUGGAUACAGAGGCUGCAGUGCCUCAGGAGAUUAUAGACAGCUGGACCAAAGGUUGAGAUCGAACCCCCCUGCCCUUCUACCAUCUCUGCCUCCAGCUGCAAAGGAGAAUGUCGUACCUAGGAGAGAACAAUCUUCUGUAAACCCUAUAAACAAGAAUCCCAGAGCAGGUCCCCUGAAACAAGUCUCGGUACCUAACAAACCCCAGCUUGAUCUGGGUCGGUAUGAUGGGGAACUAGAGCAGAGCAGAAUGAAGCAGCUUCUGAAGAGAUUCCCUAAUGGUGUGUGGAUGUCCAAACUGUCGGAUAAGUACAGUGAAAUGUUCAUUCAGAAGCUCCAUCCUCAGACACUCAUCGAGCUGGAAAAGUGGCCACAUAUCUGUUCGGUGGAGAAAACUGUCACUAACCGUGGUGACCGACUCAUCUACCCUCCUCUGCCUUCCAAGCCCACUACCAGCCCUGUCAACACCACCAGCUCCUCUCCAGUAUCGCACUUGGAUUCAACACUUAUUUCUUCUCAUCCCUCAACAUCUAAUCAACUUUCUCAAAUGCCUUCUCCUUCCACUAAAUCUGGAGAUUCCCCCAAAAGUCCCUUGGCUAAGCCAACCUUUAUUUUCCCUUCAGCAUCUGCUGCUGCUCCUUCAGGCAUAGUGCUGCCGUCAGUGACGUUACGCAGCCCAGCCAUAAACCCGGCUCUGGCUCCCCGUGUUCCCCAGUGUUUUGAUCACACUAUCUCUGCAAACGGUGACUGUAAAAGUCACAUUUUGCCCAAAGUUACUCACAACCGAAACAUGCCCCUCUUAGCCCCUACCUUCGCUGCCCUUGCAUCAACCAAAACAUCCCUUGCCUCUUCUUUACUCCAGCCCGACCAAGAUGUUUUACCUCUCUUAAAAGCCACGUUCUCUUCCCCUUCCGGUUCUGCUCCUAGUUCUCCCUCGAAACCUUGUCCUGUUGUAUUGUCCGAUGAGGUGCGUCAGAAAAUAAAGGAGCUCCUUUCCAAGUGCAGUCAAGGUCUGUGGGCCGAUGCACUGCCCAGAUGUUUUAUGGACGUGUACAAGAUGCCCUUCCCUGAAGAGAUUCUGGAUAACUUGACUUUUUUGUGUGAUGUAUGCACUGUGGAGUACCCUUUGCCACAUAACAAGAAGAAGGCCAUAUUGUAUAACUCGUGCCAAUUUGACACGAACCUGACUAACAGCCAAGAGACCGGAAGCAACCCACUUCCUUCUGGUUUGGAGGUACUGGGUCGUGUGGUUCCUCCACCUCUGACCCGUCCCCCCGAACAGUGUCCUUCAGUGUUGGUAACCGAGGCCAAGAGCAGCAAUGCUCUCACCAUUCGGUAUGUUGGUGACAACUACUCAAAUGCACAGGAAGCCAUGGAGGAUGUCAUGCAGACCUUCUACAGCCAAAACUCCACAAACAUUCCUGUGUCUAACCCAGUGGUUGGUCAACUGGUAGCAGUCAGAGGAGAAGAUGGAGAUGAGGUAGCCAGAGCGCAGGUGAUGGAGGUCAUGAACUCCAACAAGGUCAAGGUGUUCUAUUUGGACUACGGCUUCUCUGUAGAGACCAGUGGGAAAAGUCUCCUGGAGCUGCAUCAGGACUUUCUCUCUCUGCCCUUCCAAGCUACUAAUGUCAGGCUUGCAGAGCUGGAAGCAUUCAGCUCCGAUCCACAGAUACUGUCCACCUUGGAUAAAUUGGCAGUUGGAAAGAUCCUGCGCAUGGAAACAUUGAAGCCAUGUCAGCAGAAUGAAAUACCCACAGCAGUACUUUAUGAUACCUCUCAAGAUGAUGAUGUGAACAUCAACUCCAUGUGCCUGAAGGCUCUGCAGGACAAUACAAUGAAUAACCAUCUGCCUGAAAAUGUCGUUCUUCGGGAUGUGUUUGUGUCGAGCGUGUGUGCAGAUGGGAGCAUCUUCUGCCAGCUGCCUUCCCGAGGAAUAGCCAGACUGAGGAAGUUACUGGAGAACAUGGAAGCAUUUUUCACGUCACAGAUCACAUCAGAGUUCCUGGUUUCCAGACCCUUCAGUGGCAUGUUAUGUUUAGCCCGUUACAAAGAGAAAUGGGCCAGAGCGGAGAUUACAUACAUGCAUGACAGCCGAGUGAUGGAGAUUAUUUUCAUCGACUUGGGGGUCGCAGCAACUGUUACAUUCACCGAUGUUCGAAAGAUUCCUCGACAUUUUUUGAAGGAUUUCAUCAUCAUUCCGCCACAGGGUAUUAAAUGUCGACUGGCUGACCUCACCGUUCCAGAAGAAGGCUGGAGCCAGGAAGCGUUUUUGUUCCUAAAGAAAACUGUUCUUGGAGCAGAAGAGCUCAAAAUGAAGAUUUCGAAAUUAGAAGAGUGCAAAGGAGACAAGGUGGUCUUUAUGUACCUCUUCGAUGGUGACAGUCAGGAAUUGCACGAAAGCAUCAACCAUCAGCUUGCUCAGUCAGAGCUGUGGCAAAAGGUGUUAUCACAGAACAACAACCCAAUCACCUGCACUGACAGCAACAUUGUGGUUACAGAUCUCAGUGCUCUUGUUGAGAGGUGGACGCUGAGCAACCAGGUCCUAAAUCCCCUCAAGACCUCGUCUGUGCCACGUGGUGAAGGAGAAGAUCUAGCUAUAAAAACUGGAAUGCAGCCACUUCCAUUACCCCCUCCACUGGAUCUUCCCCAGUCUGGUCAGAACAUGGAUGUCUUUGUACCUGUGGCUUGCCACCCAGGUUACUUUGUGGUACAGCCUUGGCAGGACCUCCAUAAGCUGGUGGUGUUGAUGGGAGAAAUGGUCCUUUUCUAUAACCAGAGCGGAAAUACAAGCACAGCAACACACAUCCAGAAAGGACAUGUCUACGCUGCCAAAUUCGACAAGAAUUGGUACCGUGUGCAGGUGAAAGGCAUUCUGGCCAACGGGUUGGUUUCAGUCUAUGCCUUGGACUACGGUAAACACGAGCUGGUCCCUCGCACCCUAAUCCAGCCUCUAAUAGAGGAAUUCGGACAGCUGCCCUUCCAGGCUAUUGCUGCACAACUAGCAGGUGUGACACAACGUCAGUGGUCAGAGGAGGCCUCUGUGUUGUUCAGGAAUCACGUGGAGAGACGAGCACUGGUAGCACAGGUGGAGAGUGUGCAGGAGGUGUCUGGGGUUAAAGGUGAGCUGUCGGAACGCAGGUUGACGGUUUACCUUGUGGACACUUCAUCGGAAGAGAAGGACGUUUGGAUUCACAGCAUGAUGGCUGACAUUGGCGAUGAGCAGUCUUGUGCUGCGUAGGAGGUGUCCACACAGACAGUGUUAUAUUAACCAGACUCUUGGACAGUUAUACACACAAACUAAUUUUGUUUUAAUUUGUUUGAAAGUACAAUGCAUGGAAGGACUUUGUUAACUUUGAAAGGAGAAAUGUACUAAAAGUGUGUUGUGGUUUGUAAAAAUGUUUAGCUGAGGAUUUACUUUUUCAUUAUUUAAGGAAUAAUUACGAUUGAUCAGCUAUAUUGUUCUACAGCCCAUCAAGUUUUACUAUGGUCAGUCCCUUUAAAUCAAACCCUAUGCUCAGUACUAUUCAAAUAUGUCAGGUUUAUGUUGUAUAUUUUCGGUUUGCCGUGACUUAUGCAUGCAAUUCUCUGUGCCUUUGAAGAUAUGUUUGGUUUUAGUCAAACUACUUUAAUAUACUGCAUAUUUGUACAUAGUUAUUUCUCAUGGUGCUUGUUGAUUUUUGUCAAUUGUGAGUUGGAAUUCUGUUUCUCCUAGGAGUAAUUACGGUUUCUGUAAAAACAGCGUUAAGCCAUUUUCAAUAAAGUGUUUUGGGAAUGCA
Molecule: messenger RNA, 4272 nt
Organism: Girardinichthys multiradiatus
Lineage: Eukaryota; Metazoa; Chordata; Actinopteri; Cyprinodontiformes; Goodeidae
Gene: tdrd7a
Product: tudor domain containing 7 a
Exons: 22
Coding region: 72-3734 (1220 amino acids)
Biological process (GO): spermatogenesis
Source: RefSeq, a predicted model, not a curated record